UUUUGGUACUUUUAGACUACAUCGUUUCUUUGGCAGACGGCUUUCUUCGUGUGUUUUCGUUAGUAGUUGGUUACGGUCAGUUUUAAACUGUUUUAAAAGAAUCAGAUUUUGCUGCGCUUUUCGAAAAAGUAAUAUUCUUAAAUAUGGCACUCCGUCUGUUUCGCUUGAGUCAAGAUGUAGUCACACCGAUUAUUAAACGGGGUUGCACUGCAUCGGCUUUUGAACUGCAGCACAAGAGUCCGAUUCAGAAGAGGAUAGAGAAGAUUCCGGUGGCGCAGUAUGGCGGACGGCACACGGUAACGAUGUUGCCGGGUGGUGGCAUUGGCCCGGAACUGAUGAACUACGUAAAGGAGGUGUUUCGCUUUGCCGGCGUUCCCGUGGACUUUGAGGUGGUGGACAUCGAUCCGUCCAGCGAGGGAAACGAAGAUUUGGAGUACGCCAUUACGUCCAUUAAGCGAAACGGUGUUGCGAUCAAGGGAAACAUUGAAACGAAGUCGGAAAUGACGGGAAUCGUCUCGCGUAAUGUAGCUCUACGCAAUGAGCUCGAUUUGUUUGUAAACGUGCUGCACUGCAAGUCGUUCAAUGCCAUCCCGGCGCAUCACCAGAAUGUUGACGUCGUAAUAAUCCGUCAGAACACCGAGGGUGAAUAUGCGAUGCUGGAACAUGAGAGUGUCCAGGGCGUGGUGGAAAGUAUGAAGAUUAUCACGGCCGAGAACGCCGCUCGGGUGGCACGGUUUGCGUUUGAAUUCGCUCGUACGAAUAACCGCAAGAAGGUAACCACCAUCCAUAAGGCCAACAUCAUGAAGCUGGCGGAUGGCAUGUUUCUGAAAAUGGCCCGUGAGGUGGCUAAAGAUUAUCCGGAUAUUCAGCAUAACGAUAUGAUUAUUGAUAACUGCUGCAUGCAGCUGGUGUCUAACCCGCACCAGUUCGAUGUGAUGAAUACGACCAACCUGUACGGAAGCAUCACUUCCAACGUGCUGUGCGGACUGGUCGGCGGGGCUGGUUUGUUCUCCGGCAGGAACUAUGGUGACCAUUAUGCCGUUUUCGAGCCAGGUACCCGUAAUACCGGAACCGCCAUUGCCGGUAAGAAUGUUGCCAAUCCGGUGGCUAUGUUGAAUGCGGCUGUCGAUAUGCUGUACCAUUUGGGCCAUCGUUUCCAUGCUGACAGUAUUUCCGAUGCGAUCCACAAGACAAUCGAUGCCGACGGAAUUCACACGCCUGAUUUGGGUGGACAAAACACAAGCACCGAAAUUGUUCAGAACGUCUUGCAACACCUGGCCGAGAAAAGAACGUACUGGUAA
Messenger RNA from Sabethes cyaneus, 1301 nucleotides. It is a transcript of the gene Idh3g, whose product is annotated as isocitrate dehydrogenase [NAD] subunit gamma, mitochondrial. Gene Ontology annotation, biological process: tricarboxylic acid cycle; isocitrate metabolic process. The transcript has 4 exons. Gene Ontology annotation, cellular component: mitochondrion. The coding region runs from base 144 to 1301 and encodes 385 amino acids. NCBI's taxonomy places the organism in Eukaryota, Metazoa, Arthropoda, Insecta, Diptera, Culicidae. The record is from RefSeq and is a predicted model, not a curated record.